This is a messenger RNA of Numida meleagris (helmeted guineafowl), 2814 nucleotides long. RefSeq names its product connector enhancer of kinase suppressor of Ras 1 (gene CNKSR1). The record is from RefSeq and is a predicted model, not a curated record. Lineage: Eukaryota; Metazoa; Chordata; Aves; Galliformes; Numididae. Gene Ontology annotation, molecular function: protein binding. The transcript is spliced from 20 exons. The coding region runs from base 85 to 2529 and encodes 814 amino acids.
GUGAGCAGCACUCAGGUGCGCCAAUGGGGCCGCCCUCACCUGGCGCAGGUGAGCAGUGACGAGGGCGGUUCCAGCCCCGCCGCCAUGGAGCCUGUGGGCGCUUGGGGCCCUGCGCAAACAGCGGCCUGGCUGCGAGGGCUGGAUGCAGCCGUGCAGGAGUACCCCUUUGAGGAGUGGGGACUGGCAGGCACCGAGCUGCUGCAGCUGUCAGAGGGGGCUCUGGAGACGCUGGGAGUAUGGCGCGUGGGACACCAGGAGCUGCUGCUGGAGGCCGUGGAGCAGCUCCAAGCCCUGGAUAAAGAGCUGGGGAGCACCAGCCUGCGGACACUGACAGAGGGGCUGCGGGAGCUGGCACAGCGCACCAAGACCCUGGUGCUGGAGGGGUCACCUGGGGGGGCCACCCCACAGCCACCCACCAUCGCCCUGCUGGCCUGCGUUGUCGACCUGAUCGGGGCCGCCAAGAGGCUCUUCUCCUGGCUCAACAGGUACCUCUUCUCCACCCUGAAUGACUUUUCAUCCACUCGGGACAUCGUCCUGCUCUGUGUCCAGCUGGUGGAGGUGCUGCAGACGGACUGCUCUACUGCAGAGAGGAACAGCCAAAUUCUGCUUAUUGUGAGUGCUGUACAAGGAGGGGGCUGUGGGCAUGGGGGUCCCAGCAGUGCUGGACCCACUCUGUCUCCACAUUUUUACCCACAGUGCCAGCACAUCAUAGGCAUCUGCGAGAGCAUUGUGGGCUGCAGUCCCCCAGCACUGCUGGACCGCAGGGCCGUGCUGCAGCAUGUGGGGCUGGCACUGCCCCUCGUGCCAUGUGGCAGCCCCCCAGAUUCCCCCAGCACCCACACGCUGCCCCCUGAACUGUGGGGCAGACCCCCACCAUCCCCUAGCACCCUAAUGCUGCCUCCUGAGCCACCAGGGAGCCCUUCAGCAUCCUCCAGCACCCCAACGCUGCCCUGCAACCCGCUGGGCCUGGAGAUCACCUCCACCAGCUCCUGCCUGCACUUCGUGUCCGCGACCAACUCAGAGGCCCUGGCUGUGCACGGGGGUCACAUCCUGCCCGGAGACGAGAUCGUGCAGGUCAAUGAGCAAGUGGUGGUGGGUUGGACACGCAUCAACCUGGCAAAGAAGCUGCUGGAGAAGGCGAGCAGAGUGUCACUUGUGCUGAAGAAGGUGCCCCUCAGCCUGCCUGGCUCCCCCCUGCCCACCAGGCAGCAGGUGCCAGGCGCCCUUCUGGAUGCUGUGGAUCUCCCCAAAAGCAGCGAGUGCCCCAGCAGCCCCUCGUCCCCGGCAUCCAGCACCACUGCCGGCGUGGACUCAGGGCCAGACCCAACCACUGACGACGAGGACGAGCACAACACAAGCCUGCGCAGGGAGGACACGGGUGAGCUCCUGCUGGCAGCACUCGACCUCGGUGCUGGGGAGGACGCAGUGUGGGAGGCCGGCACCCCACCAGGCACCCCAAGCUCACCGUGUGCCCUCCAACACUGCACUGCAAAGUUCAUCCCCACAGCAGCCCCCGGGGCACAGGGUGCAGAGCCCAGCCGGACCCCUGGGGAGGGCAGCACUGAGACAGGACGCAGACCCAAAGGAGUGGCGACCAGGCUGAGCCGCCGGCGGGUCUCAUGCCGGGACCUGGGCCGGGUGGACUGCGAUGGCUGGCUCCUGAAGAAGAAGGACCACGUGGGCUUCAUGGCCCAGAAGUGGAAGCGCUGCUGGUUUGUGCUGAAGGGCCACACACUCUACUGGUACAACCAUCCCAACGAUGACAAGGCUGCAGGUCUCAUCAAUGUGGCCACCUAUGACCUGGAGAGCACAAGGGAGCAGAAGAAGAAAUACGUCUUCCAGCUCUCCCACGAGAAGUACAAGCCCUUUGUCUUCGCUGCAGAAACGCUGGCAGAUUUGAGCAUGUGGGUCAGCCACCUGAUCACGGCUAAGACGAAGCACGCACUGGCCCACCAGCCUGUCCCACACAAGGAGGAAGACUGCUACAGCGAGACAGAAGCCGAGGACCCUGAUGACGAAUCUCCCCGACACGGCUGUGACUCACCAAAGAAAAGGCUGCAGAACGCCCCAGAGAAAGCCCAGCUCUUCCAGACCAGUGGCGAAUCUAGCAGCAUGCAGAGCAGCCCUCAGCCCCAUUCACCUGUGGAGCCCUCCGAGGAAGACUUUGAGAGCCUGAUGUGGUGCCUGAGGCAGGGCGGGGUGUCCCUCAUUGGGCGGCAGCGCUUCCUGACACAGGAGCAGUGCCGCAAGUCCUUCAUCCGGCGCAACAAGAACCCCCGCAUCAACGAGAAGGUGCACGCGGUGCGGGCCUUGCAGAGCACGCUCAAGGCUAAGCUGGCAGAGCUGCAGGCCCUUGAGCAGCUGCUGGAUGAUGCCACGCUGACCUCCGAGAAGUUCCAGCGCUGGAAAGAAGAGCACCAGGACCUGUACCAGGAGCUGCAGGAGUGGUGGGCACAGCAGCAGGGCCAGGAUGGCGGUGGGAGACACGAGGCUGAGCAGAGACCCCCAGCAGGGGCGGCCGAACCCUGACACCCCCAGGACCUCUCCAGCAGGAGUCGUUCCCCAUUAAACACACGGCACUGAGGGUGCUCUGCCCAUCCUGGAUCAGUGUGUGGGGGUUUUGUGACAUUUCAGAAGGCCCAGCCCCCACAAGUGGCUUCUGCUGCAUCGCCGCAGGGACAGUCGUGCUUUGAGGACGCUUUACAUUGAGAACAGGGGCUUUUUCCUGGAGGAACAUGUCCCCAGGGUGGUGCCCCCCACCACGCUCUCUUCUGCUGUAAAUAAAACGCUGACGAUGGGCAGCUGUGCCAUGUG